Messenger RNA from Haliotis rufescens (red abalone), 1299 nucleotides. Its product is annotated as neuronal acetylcholine receptor subunit alpha-7-like. Gene Ontology annotation, cellular component: membrane; synapse; neuron projection. The record is from RefSeq and is a predicted model, not a curated record. The coding region runs from base 1 to 1299 and encodes 432 amino acids. NCBI's taxonomy places the organism in Eukaryota, Metazoa, Mollusca, Gastropoda, Lepetellida, Haliotidae. Gene Ontology annotation, molecular function: transmembrane signaling receptor activity; extracellular ligand-gated monoatomic ion channel activity; neurotransmitter receptor activity. The transcript is spliced from 2 exons. Gene Ontology annotation, biological process: monoatomic ion transmembrane transport; chemical synaptic transmission; nervous system process.
AUGCUGAAAAAAAGCUCCACGGCAUCAACACUCGGCACUGCGAAGUUCUACAUUACCAUCUGUGCAGUCAUGCUGCUCUUCACAAUCUGUAAUUUGGUGAUUGGUGUUGUGUCUAUCGAGCCAACCAGACACUCAACUGGUGAAUUCCGCCUCUACAAUGACAUCAUCUGGAACAACAUCCCAUACGAGAGGCCCGUCUACAACAAAUCCGAAACUGUUACAGUUGAAUUUAACUUUCAUCUACACACAGUGAGCCAAUACAUUGAGUCUCAACAACAACUCCUAUGCACAGGGUGGUUUGUUGUGACAUGGUCUGAUCAGUUUCUCACCUGGAAUUCUGAGAUGUAUGACGGAGUUGAGUUUAUCAGACCCCCAGAUAGCUACGUGUGGAAACCUGAUAUUGUUGUGUCCAAUUCCUUCCAACAACUCAACCAUAUUGGAGGAGAUUUCGUGCCUUUAAAAGUAUCCUCUGAUGGACACGUGCAGUGGAUGACAGGAGACUUAUUCUACCUGGAUUGUGAAACGGACGUUCUAAUGUAUCCAUUUGAUAGCCUGAAGUGUUCUAUGGAGAUUGUCGUCUGGUCAUAUUCGACGUCAGAAGUUGACCUGAAAGUCCGCCAGUCAGUAGCUGGAACAUCUAGUUCAAACAUAGGCGGUCAGUGGAAGCUAAAACCAACAUCAAUCACAGCCAAGGAAAAGACCUUUGACAACAAGCCAAUAUCACAUGUGCUUAUUACGCUUACACUUGACAGACGCUCUGUGCAUUUUGUCUUCAACUUCAUCCUCCCUGUGUUGAUCCUGUCCGUCCUGGGGACGUUUGUGUUUCUCAUUCCUGCAGAUUCAGGAGAAAAAAUAUCCUUGGCCAUAACGAUUCCUCUGUCAUAUGGGGUCUACAUGGGCUUUCUCACAGACAUGAUACCCCAGAGCUCCCAGGGUAUAUCGCCUUUCAUCAUCAUCCUUGGACUCACACUUACAAUGUCUGCAGUAUUUGUCAUCGUCAGCAUCUUCAGUGUCCGGUUCUGUGGACAGAGUGAAUCGAAACCCAUUCGUAAAACAUUACAAAGAUUCACAAUUUGGGUCGAAAAGGUCGAUGCAUUUGGCCGGUUUGGAAACCGUGACAAACCUGCAAUUGAGGAAUCUGGACAGUUACAAGAGCUUCAGGCUAAGGCUACUCAGCCCGUCACAUGGGAACGAGUGAGCAAAGCACUGGAUUUGUUUUUCUUCUGGGUGCUGUGUAUCCCUUUACUUUUGGGAAUUCCAAUAACACUGAUAUACAUCGGCUUGAACUUGGGUUUCUAG